CUUGAAUCGAAGAAGACCUUGGCUGUAGUCGACUUCAUCACAUGCCUUUAGUGUAAAUAGAACUGCUUUUAUUUCGAAGGCCGGAAGUUUGAUGUUUCCCAUUCUGACAGCGUUUUUCUCACAAGUAUAUCCUGCUGCAACUUAAGCCAUUCUCCAUUACGUUUACACCUGAUUUUGUGCGUAAGAGGAUAGCCCUCUUCCAGGCCCCGUUUUUCCGCGUUUUUUAAUUAUUUAUUUCCGUGUAAACUGCAGUCUUGAUAUAAAAACAUUGAUGGUCGAUAAUUUAGCCCUGCGUUAAGGGCCCUGGGAGAACUGCUAAAAGGAUUACAUAGUCGUUUAAGAGUUCACUUUUAUCCGGAGAUAUGGCUCGACCACGGCCGCGGGAAUACAAGGCAGGAGAUUUGGUUUUCGCUAAGAUGAAGGGAUACCCGCACUGGCCGGCGAGGGUGAGUCUGGGAUGCGGCCGGAUUGGGAGAAGAGGGAGGCGGGGUUGACUUACACAAUACAGCCGCUGCUUCUUCGCUGGUGAACAGGAGGGAUGCUUCGGUACCCGGAGCUAGACUGAGCCUGUCUGACUCCUCUCAUAACACAGAUCCAGGGUUUAUCAGACAGAAGCUUUAGUAUUUUCCUCCAGGCUGAGUCCAAAUGAGGACAUUUUAGAAAUGGGGGAAAAACCUGUAUUGGGUUCACUAAAAUACGGUCCGCUCCAUUCAGGGCUUACUCUAAGUUUUAAAGCAUAUUUUUAUGUGGAAUUUCCACUGGUCAGUUCAACACGUGAUUUUUAAUUGUAAUGUUUUCACUGAGCUGUCAUCUCUGGUAUAAGGGAGUUUGUAGUUGACCUAAAGUAACCCGUAGCACUUUGUUUUAGCACAAUUAAUAAGCCCGUCUCAGCUGCAGUAGAUCUGACUCUGAAACCAGCUGGUCGCAGACUAAAUAUGGCCUUAGAUUCAGUGGCGCACAUGAGCCACCAUGCCCUGUGUUACGGUGGAUGUCCACUGUGCAGCCCCAAGUCAGGCUCCAUUUUUCACCUCAUACAACAAGUUACCUCCAGAAGGUGUAUCCUAUAAAGGCCCAGGUCUGAGUAGCUACUUCACUGUGUUUUAAACCCAUCCAUGCUGUCUUUGUGCUUUACAGAGACUCUAUAGUCGCUUCUGUCCUGUCUGAAGUUAAUGUGGUAAACAUUGACAAAUGUCAGUUUAAUAAAGUAAAGGGCUUUGUUCAAUAUUAAGUAACUCCUGCUAUUUUUCUCUGUCCUUCAGAUUGAUGAGCUUCCAGAAGGAGCUGUCAAACCACCAGCCAACAAGUACCCCAUCUUCUUCUUCGGCACCCAUGAAACGUAAGCGCCUCUUUUCCCUGGAUGGGUUAGCCUUCAGUUUAUCCAAACACCAACACUGCUAUAACGUUACAGAGAUGUGCUACAGGUGUGCCAGAUGUUCCUCCUUCAAACCACUCUUUUCUCCAUAAAAGUAAAGUCAAAAUUUUAAUAUGACAACUGCUGAUAAGAGGACCCUCUAUGUUAAUUUUAAUCUCUUUUAAACAUGUGACAACUAACCCCAAAAUGACUGAGACAUGUUGCCCCAAACUACCAUGUUUGCUGAUUAAAGCCCUAUCUUAAAGUUAUCUUAAAACAGAACAAUGACUGAGCUAUGACAGGAUGCCUUAAUCCAGUGGUUCUCAAGUCAAGUCCUCGAGGCCCACUGUCCUGCAUGUUUUGGAUGUUUUCCUGCUCCAACACACCUGAUUCAAAUGAUCAGCUCGUUAUCAAGCUCUGGAAUGGCUUCAUAACGAGCUAAUCAUUUGAAUCAGGUGUGUUGGAGCAGGACAGUGGGCCUCGAGGACUGGACCACUGCCUUAAUCUUUCCUCUAACAAGUCCACAUGUUUCACUGCUAGGAUUUUUGUCUGGAAGAAGCUUAUUUUAAAGUAUGUUUAGUUUUUUUUUAGUUUUUUAAUUUAGGUUGUACGAAAUGGUUAAUUGGCGCUCAUCUCAGCUCACAAUGUGCUCUUCUCUUCUCAGACAGGACACGACCCCUGACCAUGUAAAGGAAGAAAACUAGUAUUCCACUUUUUAGUCGCGCCCUCUGGUGGCAAAGAUAAUUGCAAUGUGACAACUUACCCAUGUGACAACAAGCCCUGGUGUCCCCUACUUCUCAAACUGUCUUUUAGCAAGUUCAGACUUUUUCUAUAUUGAAUUAAAAAUGAGCAAGUAAUAAACUAAUCCAGAACUGUUUUUAAAAUGUGGUUAACACUGAUUUGUGUCAGCACUUAAAACAUACGCAGGUUUGUUUUUAUGCUUCUGCAAAAUUAAACUCAUAGAUAGGUGUGGUUAAGUAUUUCCAUCUGUAGUUUAUAGCAGAGUCAUAGUCACAGUGCUUUGACCUGAAGUAGCUCAGAUUGUCUUGAACACAUCAUACUUUGUCUGACAGAGAAGUGAUUGUUGUGAAUGUGUCAUCUCUGUAGUGCUUUCUUGGGCCCAAAGGACCUUCUUCCAUACAAAGAGUAUAAAGACAAAUUUGGGAAAUCAAACAAGAGGAAAGGCUUCAAUGAGGGCCUGUGGGAGAUCGAAAACAACCCUGGAGUCAAGUUCACAGGCUACCAGGUCUGUCAGCCUUCUUUAUGUCUGUGGUCCAGAGAAAAGACAGAGGGAGGAAACAUAAGCUGGGUUGCAGGGUUACCAGAUGGGCUUCAUGUUGCCAUGCCAGAACUGUAAGACACAAACAAAGGGUGUUUAAAGCAGAUAGUGUUUGAGCUUGAAGAUGAAUUCAUUAUCAUAUCCUGAAAUUUCAGUGAAAAACAUUGUAAGUAGUAUUCACGGUUGAAGUCUAACAGUAGCAAAUGUCGGUCAUCUGUAGGCCAUCCAGCAACAGAGUUCAUCGGAAACAGAAGAGGGGGGAAACAACGCUGAUGGCAGCAGUGAGGGCGAGGAGGGCGACUCUGUUGAAGAGGAGGAUGACAAGGAGAAGCUGAAGGGAGACAAGACUGGAUCCAAACGGAAAAAGACAGCUUUAUCCAAGGUACUGAACGAACCAUAAGAACACAGAUACAGAACAAUCCUGUUUAGAGAGAUCACUCAACAUGAGACAGUGACAGCAAGCUCGAUGCUAAAGUAGAAACAAUCUUUGGACCCUGCAGAUAUUAGGGAAUAUGGACUUCGCCUUAAAAAUAUCUGCAUACUCUGCCACUUUGGAGUAGUUGCUCUUUUAUCCCCCUUUAACAAAUGAAUAACAUUUUAGAUGACCAGCACUAAACAGGCUUCUUCUUUCAAGUGCUUAAACGCAGGAUUAAAAAUACUGUGACUGUUGCACUGGAUGACAGACUGCUUUAGGACUGAGUGAUACUCUGUAGUUUACUCUGACUGAGUCCCUCUGGGAAAACACUGGUUGAAGCAGCGGUAUUUGAUUAGUCUUUGAUCCCCAGCAGAUGCACUAGUUCCUCCUGUAUGAGUCCCAUUAUUGAAGGCUGGACUGGAGAGUAGAUUUUGGGGUUGUCUAAAACUUCAUAGAGAAAGUGAAUGUGUUUUCUUUUUGUUUGUUUGUUUUUUGUUUAGCUGGUUUAUCUUUUUUUAUUACCUACUGAUCAUGUGUUUGACAUUUCCCACAUUUAACCAUCCUUCUGUGUCAGUGUCUGUUUGUGAUGUUUUAUUUCAUUCACCAUGCAGUCCUCUUCAGGCUGACCUUGUCUUUAUUUGGGCAUAAAGCCUCCAUGUUUGAAUGGAUGGAAACAUGUUUUGCUGCAGACCGACGAGCACUGCCACAGUGUGUUACUGUAUUAGUGCAAAAGCCACUGCUGCUGUAAAUGGAAGAAGGUUGAAAAAGUCACAUGCAUCCUGCUUUUCACUUAGCAACCACUGUUGCCUAGCAACUGGAGUCUAUUACGCACAGCACAUGUGCAUCUGAAGGAAUCUGGCCCUGUUGGGGAGCGGUGUGCUGAUGUGUGUGUAUGUCCUGUCACAUCAGUAAAACCCUGUGUGUGUGUGUGUGUGUGUGUGUGUGUGUGUGUGUGUGUGUGUGUGUGUGUGUGUGUGUGUGUGUGUGUGUGUGUGUGUGUGUGUGUUUAGAGUCUCACACAGAAGAACCAGGUUCCUUGUGAAGGGGGCUGAUUUUUGGUCCCCGUUUUCCUGUUAACUCCUCCCUCUCAUUUACACGCCAGACACAUACACACAAACACAAACACAUGUGCACAAUCACACUGUGAAACAGCCACCAGCAGUGAAGUUGUUGACGCUGUAUGAAGCUCCUAAAGGAUUGAGGCUUUUAUCAAAUGAUUUGAGGCACUGAUACUUCCUAUGACACCUAUAUUUAACUUUCUAACAGAAACUACUAAAGGGUCAGAUUUGUGAGGAUUCACAAAGUGACCAUAUGUGACCCAUAAUCAGUUUUUGAUUAAUGGAAUGACUUACUGCUCCAAUCACCUUCAAUAUGUUCUAGAGUUUCUAACCCCUCCCCCUUGUGGUCAUAAAGUUAAAUAUGUAGUUGAUUUUAGUUGGCCAUGCCCCUACUUUGACCACCUUUCUUUACUUGAAGCACAUUGUAGGUGUUAGGUGUCUUAUUUUCAACUUUUUAAAGCUGUGCACAUGGGGGCUUAGUAAGAGUGGCAUGUGAAAGAUAGGGAGGACAUCUUUUAAGGGGAAAAGCAGGAGUAAGCUGAACUGGAGAAAUGUCAAACCUUGUCAAAGUUUUGUUGCUUAGUCAGCUUAUCGUUUAUGAAGGACUUUGAAAUGCCUUUGCCUGGAUAUGAAAGAUACUCUACAUUUCGGGUUGUGAACACAAGCUGGGUAUUGUAGAAAUGACUUUGACUGCGUAGAAAAUAACCACAUGCUUGGAGCUGGGUGUGUGAUUACAGUUUUAGACAAUGAUUGGAGAUAACAUAAAACAAAAGGCCAAUUUGCUCACUUUCAGAAAUGAAGAAAAUCGUUAGAGAUCUUAAACCAUUAUUUCAUUUUUCUCUUGUUUGGUGCCUGUGAGUACUCAGAGUUCAGAUUAUCUGAACCAAACUAGGAACUUCACUCUUGAGGAUUUUUUUUGUCUCAAGUAUUUUUGAUUUGACUUUGUUUUUCUUAAACAACAUAAUGACAGUACAUCCUCAAAGUGUUUAGAGAAGUGAUCCAAAGCUGCGUUUAUUUUUGCCACAUGAAGACAGAAACUUUAAAAUUCUGAAUUUCAGCAAAUGUUUCUUCAUCCUGAUCUGUGUGUCUGUGGCAGAAAUCAUCCAAGCUAUCCAGGAUCUCAUCUGGAGAGGAUGACCUAGAGAAGGAUGGCAAAGAUGAGGAGCAGAAGAGUGGCUCAGAGGGAGGAGACCCAGACAACGACAUCAUGCAAAACACCACUGACAGUAAGGUGAGAUGAACAAAUCCUCACAUGAGCUUUUCCACAGCUGUAUAGUCUUAUCGUACACUGCUGUGUUUUUGGUACACUGUCAGAAAAAUACAGCUGCUGCUGUUUGUGAGUGUGGCUGCAGGUGAAUACAAUAGAAAGAGAAAAAAAAACAAAACUGGAGACAAGAAGGCAACUUCCAUGUAACUCUGUUACUGAUGAUGUGAGGGUAUGAAGAAACCCACUUUGAAAGUUUCGAGCUACUUUUACUCUCCACUUUCUCACCACGAUUAUUUACAGGCUUCAAAAUUCUAGAAAUGUUUACAAAAAGCCAGAAAAAUUUCUCAACUGCAAAUCCCAAAAAUGAACUGGAAAAAAAGGGGCUUUGAAUCAUCAGAUGAACACAAAAAGAAAGAGCAGUGGUAGGUUUAGCCGACAGGAAGUUUUCUUGUUGCCUUGUAAAUCACUCAAUCGUGAUUUAGGUGGAACAGAACUCUGUACCUUUUUUACGUUUUAGUCUGAUUGUAUAGCUGCUAGUAUCAUGGUGCUCUUAAUUAAAAUUGGUUAUUUGUAUUUUACAUGUCCAUGUAAGUACCUUGAGUCAAAGCAGGGUUGAUGCUAACAAUAAAUGUUAUUGUGUUCCCAAAGAACCAGCUACUCAUAGAAGAACAUUAAUUGAAGAGAGCGUGAAUGGAAAAUCGUUCUUUGUAGCUGUGAUGUUGGAGAGAGGAAGCAACAACAUGAUUUCUCAUCAGCACCAUCUAAUGGCUGCCAUUGUCUCCUCCACCUCUCUGUUGGACUUCAGUCUGUGUUAAAUAGAUACAGCCACACUGAUACUGGUGUCACUCAUCAUAUGAAGGCCUAAGAGAGACCGGCCAUCAUGUCACACAAUUAUUCAGGACUUCAACAAAAAUCAAAGUCAUGUGAAAUGGCAAACUGUCCAAAAUUCAAAGGACUACUUUUAGGUUAGUAAUUAUUCCUGUCUAUUGGCCUUCGAUGCUUAGCUGGUAUUGGUCAUGUAAAGAAAGUUCAGGUAAAUGAAGAGAUAUAAAGAAACUUAAAGACUUUUAUUGCUGAGCAAUAUUGUAGAGACAUCACAAAUUGUUUAUCUAAAGCUCUCCUGCUAGAAUAUUUGCCAAAUGAUACUACCUACUGUAUGUAUAAAUGUGGGUAUUUACACUGUCAUAACCUUCAAGGAAGAGGUUAAGCUAAUCUAACCACUCAGAAGCUGUUAGGGUGGUCAGAACAAAAAACACACACCAAUGAGUACAGGCAACCACGGGUCCAGUUUUGGAAUUUGAUCAUGAUGUCCUGUAAAACUUUUUAUCCAUAACAUCAGUAUUUAUUCACAACCUGGUAUACAAUGUGUUUCAUAUAUAUGUGCUAAUGGUGAGAAUAUCUCCUGUCUCUUCAAUAACUGUUAGAAAAAUGAGCUCGGAUAGAAGUUUAGAAGGUCAUUUUUACAGAAGUUUGUGAAAUCUGUGUUUCAGUAAAAAAAUAAUAAAGUGUCGGUGCAUCUCCUCUUGGUAUGUGACAUGCUACAAGAAUGUUUCAACAUGUCCCACCGAGGGCUGGAUAAACCAUGGGUCGGAGAGUCUUUCGUUCUUCCCAAUACGUCAUACUCACACUUGAUAUAGUUAGCCAUCAUUGAGUAUUUAAACUGGGCCAGGUAUACCUAGGUAGUGUAUCAUUCAUGAUCACCUAUCACUGUGUACAAAUGCAUUUGAUAAGACCUCCAUAUAUAUACUCUCCUACCAUCUAUGAUAUAUGUUGGGUAUUGCAGUGAACUGAUCUUUCUAGUUGUAGCUUAAAAUUGCUUUUUACAAUGAUGAUUCCAGGAGGGGCUAAUCUAAAAUUCAGUUAUUGUCAAACAUUGCCCAUCACCCUAUAUGUUACUCUUUUAUGUAAUCCAAAAAAGAUGAAUGGAAAUACAUAGAUAUGUGUAUGAAGUGUUGUGCACAACUGGGUUACACAUUGUAACUCACUAUUAACUAUAUCUGUAUAUUUUAAUUUGUAGAAUAUAGACCAUUAUUCUACUCGGACUGCUCUAGGUAACUGCUCAUCUUUUUAUGGAAAAGUACUACAUCUGUUCUUCUGUGUAUCUGUGAAAUAGAUCACUGUAUAUUUCAAAGCUUUUUAAAAGUGGCAUGUUGUACUCUUCUCCACAGUUGUAAUCCUGAUCAUUAGUUUUUAGUUUGAAAUCAGGCAACCACUGGUAUGCCACUGAAUUGGAGUGACGACAAUAAACGAUCCACUGUUUCUCAGUGUUUUCAGCUGAACCACAUAAACUCUGACAGGGAUUAGGGUUAGGCGUGACAAUGGCUUUUACCUGCUCAGUUAUGGAUACAUGCAGUGUGAUGAUGCAUUUUGAAACAGCCAAACUCUCCAUCGUCUAUGUGACAGUUUUCUUGGAUGAAUUAGAGAGGACACCAGACUACUGUCUUGAAACGCUGUGCCAGUUGCCUUUACUUUGCUUCCACUGUUGUCUUGAGAUAUAGACCUAUUUAUUUUUUGAUGAUAGUUAAUUAAGACAUUUGUAUGUAAAUUCAUGCUUAUUAUUUGUUUAGAAUCUUUGUUAUGUUUGUAUUUGGAAUAUGCUUUGCAUUUUCAGAGUUUGUAAUUAACUGUAAACUGUUUUUGCUGUUUAUGGACGAGACUUUUACAAAAUAAACUUAUUGGAAUGCACCCUGAA
Messenger RNA from Xyrichtys novacula (pearly razorfish), 8002 nucleotides. The record is from the annotation of a GenBank genome assembly. NCBI's taxonomy places the organism in Eukaryota, Metazoa, Chordata, Actinopteri, Labriformes, Labridae.